Messenger RNA from Exophiala viscosa, 1260 nucleotides. Its product is annotated as short-chain dehydrogenase. The transcript has a single exon. The record is from RefSeq and is a predicted model, not a curated record. The coding region runs from base 167 to 1138 and encodes 323 amino acids. Lineage: Eukaryota; Fungi; Ascomycota; Eurotiomycetes; Chaetothyriales; Herpotrichiellaceae.
CAUGGAGUUACCAUAGCUCCUGUAACGCUGGUCACCUAUUUGCAUGACGUGAAGAGUAUAUAGCUUCGUUUCUCCCAUGACUUUCUCUUCCAGUAUCCAGCUCAAGAAGCGUGCAAAGACCAGCUAAUCACACAUUUGCCUCAAGAAACUACAUCAUUCUACUAACAUGAAGGCCUUUACCCGCGAAACCACUGGCGUCGAAGUCGUUGAGGAGCUUUCAGAUCGAGUCAAAGGAAGAACUUUUAUUAUUACUGGCGCCAGCGAAAGUGGCUUAGGAGCUGAGACGGCCGUUGCUCUGGCUCAUGGACACCCUGAGCAUCUGAUCCUUCUCGCCCGAUCUCAGGCGCGAGUCAACUCGGUCAUUUCACAGAUCAAGGAGAUCAGUCCGAAUACCAAGGUUGACUUUGUCCCUGUCUCUCUUGACGAUUUCGACUCUGUUCGCUCUGCGGCGGCCACCAUCAACAGCUCAAUCGAGAAGCUUCAUGGCUUAAUCAACAAUGCUGGUGUCAUGGCCCCUGACAACUACGCAGCGAACAAGAAUGGAAUAGAGAUGCAGUUUGCCACCAACCAUCUAGGUCAUUUCUUGUUGACCAAGCUACUUUUUCCCAAGAUCGCCGCGGCCGCCCCUGGCUCAAGAAUCAUCAACUUGACCAGUCUAGGACAUAAGAUCUCGCCAGUCCGUUUCGACGAUUACAAUUUCUCGGGUGGGAAAACAUACAAUCCAUGGGAGGGUUACGGCCAGUCAAAGUCCGCGAAUGUUCUCUUUUCCCACUCUUUGGGCAACAAGCUCCAGUCUCGCGGCAUCCAGAGCUUCAGUGUGCAUCCGGGAGCCAUCUUCAACACCAAUUUGGCCAGGGAUAUUAGUGAUGUCCAUGCAGCCCUGGCAGCAAUCGAUCCAGUAGCCAUCAAGAACACCGGCCGCCAUUUCCCGCUGGCAGCGGACACCCCAAAGCCGAUCGACACCGGUAUCACAACCACACUUGUGGCGGCUUUGGACACGAGAAUUGAGGCUCAAAGCGGCAGCUACAUGGCGGAUGCAAAGAUUGACACAGCAUAUGAGUAUGCGACGGAUGACGCAAAUGCAGAGCGACUAUGGGAAUUGAGCGAGCAGUUGGUGGGUGAGAAGUUCGAUGUCUGAUGGUCACCUUUGACAGGUUAUGGUUACGGCGACCACCAAAAGCACUGGGACGGAAACAGGUAUUCGUAGCAGCAACGGAGAUUUCGAAGUUGAAAGGAUAAUAAUCAUUAAAAUUCCCAUCA